Molecule: messenger RNA, 5326 nt
Organism: Ahaetulla prasina
Lineage: Eukaryota; Metazoa; Chordata; Lepidosauria; Squamata; Colubridae
Product: cytosolic phospholipase A2 epsilon-like
Exons: 21
Coding region: 7-2580 (857 amino acids)
Biological process (GO): glycerophospholipid catabolic process
Cellular component (GO): cytosol
Molecular function (GO): calcium ion binding; calcium-dependent phospholipid binding
Source: RefSeq, a predicted model, not a curated record
GUAAGAAUGUAUCAGCAGCACCAGCCAAUUAAGUUGACUUUUGAAGCAACCCCUGCUCAGAGUGAGACCAUAGCAGGACCAUGCCCUCAGGACUAUUCUAUAAAUGAAUCUCAUGUAGCAAACACAGAACUCCAACACAACGAAAUACACUGUCAUUCUCCAUGCAAGCAAAUGAAAACAUUUCCUUGCAACUUACUUACUGUUCGUGUAAUACGACUGAGGAAUCUCCGCCAGGCUGAUGCCCUAAGCCACUCUGAUUGUUAUGUAACCCUCUGCCUACCGACUGCUACAACUGAGAAGCUGAAAACUAAAACUGUAAAUAAUUGCAAGAAUCCUGUUUGGAAUGAAACCUUUUACUAUAGAAUUCAAAGACAAGUCAAGAAUGUGCUAGAGUUCUCAGUGUAUGACUCAGAUGUUGUUACUGAAGAUGAUCACCUUUUCACUGUUAGUUUUGAUGUAGCUCGUCUUCCUGAUAAUGAGAAAGUUCUUAUGAAUUUUAAAUGUGAUCCAGAGACACAAGAAGAGCUGGAAGUUGAAUUUAUAGUGGAACCUGCGUGUGGUCCUCCGGAAACACUAAUUACAAAUGGAGUUCUAGUGUGUCGUGAAAUUUGUACCCUGGAAGCAGAGGUGGAUCAAAGUAAGCGACAUAAAUCACAGAAAGACCUUUCACUUUCGAUAAAAGGAUCGUAUGAAGGGACACAAACUUUUAAGUUGGGUUCAGAUGCAGUUGUCACACCUCCGUGUCCCACUACGUUCCAUUAUAUCAAGUACAAGGAUCCAUCAUUGAAUGUUAAACUACCAAAGACAAAACAACAUUAUAACCCUCGUUGCUGUUCUUGUUCCAUCAAGGAAGAUGUUCCAAUUCUGAAGCUGAAUUCCCUGCCUAUGGGAGAGAAAGUGCCCAUAGUGGAAGAAAAAAAGUACAAUCUGCACGUAAAAGUGAAUGAUUGUAAUUGUUCCUGCCCAGGAGACCUAGAUGUGCGCUUGGGGUAUGAUCUCUGUUCACAAGAGCAAGAGUUCUUGUGUAAGCGGAAAAAAAUUGUUGCUCAAGCUUUGAAGCAGGUUCUCCAGCUUGAUUAUGACUUGCAAGAUCACGAGGUUCCUGUGGUGGCAAUCAUGACAACUGGAGGUGGGACAAGGUCAUACACAACAACAUUUGGCUCUAUGAGAGCACUCACAAAACUGAAUAUUAUGAAUUGUGUAACAUACAUGUCUGGCUUGUCUGGAACUUCAUGGGCCAUGGCACAUCUAUACAGGGAUGCUAACUGGUCCCAGAACGAUCUACAUGAAAAAAUACAGGAGGCUAAGAAACAAGUGACCAAAAGCAAGUUGGAAAUGUUCACCCCGAACCGUAUGAAAUACUACUAUCAACAGUUGAAUCAAAGGAAACAGGAGGGCUACCCUACAACUUUUAUAGAUCUCUGGGGACUCGUCAUAGAAUAUUUGUUAAAUGAUGGGAAAGAUAAUCACAGGCUUUCAGAGCAGAAAGAAUCUUUGAUAAAUGGACAAAAUCCCCUGCCCAUCUAUGUAACUAUUAACAUCAAGGACAAGUACAGUACUCAAGACUUCAAAGAAUGGCUAGAAUUUACACCCUACGAGGUGGGAUUUCUGAAGUAUGGAGCCUUUGUGCAUCCUGAGGACUUUGGAAGUGAAUUUUUCAUGGGCCGCUUGAUAAAGAAGCUUCCAGAAAUCCGGUUGUGCUAUCUUCAUGGUAUGUGGAGUAGCAUAUUUUCACUCAACUUGUUGUAUAUUUGGAAUAGAGUUAACAGUUCAGAAGAAUUCUGGCAUCAAUGGACUCAAGACAAAUUUAUAGAUAUUGAUGAAGACCCACACUUACCUACAAAACCCUAUGAGCUAAAAAGCCGCAUGUUUGUCCCACCUGGAAGUCUAGCCACGAAACUUCGCGGGGUUUUGACAGAUCGCUUAGCUGUUGCUCAGUAUCACAAUUUUCUGAAGGGUUUUCAGAUGCAUGACCGCUACAUGGAGGAUACGCAUUUUCAUAGAUGGAAAGCUACUACAUUGGAUUGUUGUCCUAAUCAGCUAACUGAAUAUGACGAUCACCUGGGCCUGGUGGAUGCUGGAUUUUUCAUCAAUACAAGUUGCCCACCACUCUUAAGACUAGAGAGGAAAGUGGAUGUCAUUCUGCAUUUGAGCUACAGUGCAGGUUCACAAACAUUGCCUCUAGAAGAUGCUUGCAAAUACUACACAGAACAAGGGAUUCCAUUUCCAAAUGUUGUCUUAACAGAAGAAGACAGAAAACAGCUGAAAGAAUGCUACUAUUUCAAUGAGUCAGAUCGUUCUGGUUGCCCCAUUUUGGUUUUCUUUCCAUUAGUGAAUGAUACUUUCCAAUAUUAUAGUGCACCUGGCGAAAAGCGCUCUGAAGCCGAUAUGGAUGGUGGCAAUAUUGAUGUUUCUACUUGCAAAACUCCAUAUUCCACUUACUGCCUGAAAUAUUCGGAUGAGGAUUUUGACAAGCUUGUGAACCUAAGUGAAUACAACAUCCUGAAUAACCAGCACCUGAUUUAUCAAGCUUUGCAUGCAGCAAUAGAACGGAAAAGGCAGCACUGCUGCAAGAAUUAAAUUCCUUUCUAUGUGUCAUCAUAAAUGGAUUGUGAUUAUCUUCCCCCCCCCUUCUCAAAAUAAUUUCUUUCUACAUUAGCAAAGCAUUGUUGUACUUUAAAGACAAACAAGUGUGUCAUAAAAUGACACAGCAUCACCCCAGCCCUGUGGGCAUUUCUGUCAAUGUGUCAGUAUUGUAAGCAUGCCCGUUUAGAUAUUCAACUAUAAUUAUGUUCAUAAGUGCUAAAUGCAUUGUAGAUUUUCUCAUGACAUCCACACAUCACACCAUCUGAAAUUUUGAUAUGUUAAGUCUGAAAAGAUAGACCAAUACAGUUAUUUGCAUCCAGAAUCACAGUGGAAUGGGUGGUCAGAAGACACUCUGCUGCUCUGGGCACAUGCAGAAGGGAAAAUGUGAUGAACCUUGUUACAUAGCAAUCCUAAGGCUUCCUCUGAAUUUUUUUUCCCAUUAAAAAGUACAGUUCUUUUUCUUUUUUAGCAAUAUGAGUGCCCUGAAAUCAAACUGGAAGCUUGCAGUUAUUGGAUAAGCCUUUCAGUUAUGAUACAGUCUUUCCUCGAAAAGGAAAAACAGUUUAAGGCUAGCAGUCCUACUCCAGUACUGAGAGUAGAAUUUUCCUUGCUUGCAAAGCAAAACAAAACAAAACGAAUCACCGGUUGUUCCUUUUCCUGACUUCCAACCGUUCUCCUUUCGUUCUGGCUUGAUAUAGGAACCUAAAUGUACCAGGGGUGGUAUUCACUUCCCUUCGCUACUGCAGGGAUGUGUGUGUGUGUGUGUGUGUGUGUGCAGAGCAUCAAAAAUAGGACAUGAUAACCUCCAGGCGGUGGUGGUAUUCAGCGGUGGUAUUCAGCUGGUUCUAUCCAGUUUGGGCAGAGCCUCCUACUGCCGCCACUACCGGUUCACCUGAACCAGAUAGAACUGGCUGAAUACCGCCACUGAAAUGAAUCAAUCCCUGGCUUAGCAGCAUUUUAAAAGAGCAAAGUUUGACAUUGUCCUUUAUGUCCACUGACAAUUUUGUUUUGGUUUACUUUGGAGAAAAAUAAGAGAGUGAAGGUGAGUAAAGCUGCAGAGACAGGACAAGUCAGCCAGUUAGUGGUUUGGCACCAGAAGAGACAUUAAAUGGCAGCUGCUGACCAGAUGGUAUUUCCCAAGGUUUGCAAAUAUUUAAACAGGCCUGCUCCGCAAUUAGGAGGCCUAUCUAUGUAUCAUCCAUGUAUGUGCCUUCAUCUCCCUCUAUCCCAGCCACCAGUGUGCUGAUUCCUUCCCCGUGCUUGCCAAACGCAGAUCUCUGCAGCCCUCAAACAAGUCCUUGAUAUGUCAUCCCUUUGGAUCUUUGAUUAGGGGCUGCUCCCAUGAUCCGUAUCCCUGUAGCAUCAUGUGUCGAGCCGGAGCUGGGCUUGACAGUAUGUGUGGUUGCUAGGAGUUGAAAUGACUUGAUGGUGCACAUAGGUAAUCUUCAACUUAUUACCACAAUUGCAACUGGAAUUUCUGUUGCUAAGCAAGGUGGUUAUUUAUUGUGCCUAGUUCUAUCUUUUCCCCCCUCAGUUGUUAAGCAAAUACCUAAAGUUAAAUGAAUUGUGUGGCCAUUCAGUGAAUCUGGUUUAGGAUUCUUUCCCCCCCUACCAUAUUAAAUGGGCUGAUGGAUGCACUUAGUUUGGCUCUUCUGCUAUGACCUGUCUGACAUAGGUGACGUUUCAGGUAGAAUGCGUUACUGUGACCAUAGUUUUCAAUCUCAUCAAGUGUCACAAGCCCCUCCUCACCCAAGACAAAAGGAUACCUAUGGAGGGUAUUUUUUAUUAUGGUUGGUGCACAGACAGCGAGAUAUUUAGACUGGAUUUGCCAUUUUUGUCCACCUAUCAAGUUCUUCCCAAGGGCCUUGUUGUUAUUAUUAUGAUUGUUGUUAAUAUUGUGGAAGUUAUUGGCAGGAUUUUGCAAUUCUAACAAUGAUACUACAGUAAACCAUAUUAGAUAUUAGCGUUCCUUGAUAUCUGUGAACAAAUGGGCAAUGGGACUUAGGAGCUAUGGAUGGGCAACUAGGACCUAGCCCUGUAGGAUUAGUGAAAGAACAACAACCAGAUAAAACAAACAUAAAAAUUACAUCAUUUUGGGCUGCUAUUAUAAACAAGAACCAACCAACAAAGGUACUUAAAGUGAAUGUUUGAACAUUGGAAAAUAAUUUAACCAGAUUCUAAUAUUAUUGAAUAACAAUCAGCAGACUUGAGGAGAUGCUGCAGAUUCUAAUAUUAUUGAAUAACAAUCAGCAGACUUGAGGAGAUGCAUUACCAGAAAUAAAAUAUUCAGGGAUGUAGAACUGGAAGAGAUUCGGAAAAACUGAAAAUGGAAGACCCCAAAACAAUAAUAGAAUAGUAGAAGAAUCUCCAAUAGUAACAGUUGCAAAUAUAAAGGAAAAAAACUCACAUUAACUAGAGAAAUGACAAUUUGGAAGAAGUAAUAAUAAAGCUAGUACAGAUUAACACUGAAAUAACCUAUAAACUGACCUCUCUACCAGAAAAAUGAAAAAACUUUAGAAACCAUAAAGCAACAAAUACUAGCAAGAGUGGGGAAAAUUUAAUGGAAUGAAGCAGGGGUGAAAUGCUCCCGGUUCGGACCGGAUUUCCUGAUCCGGUAGCGAUUGUGGCGGGUGGUUCAGAGAACUGGUAAUGAUGGCAGCGCGAGGCUCUGCCCACCUGCCCAGUUGUCAUUUCUUCCUGGUUUUAACAGGAAGUAAUGUGUUUUUUACCCUCUGCGCAU